Molecule: messenger RNA, 1049 nt
Organism: Cladocopium goreaui
Lineage: Eukaryota; Dinophyceae; Suessiales; Symbiodiniaceae
Source: the annotation of a GenBank genome assembly
UCCUGUACAAGACGAACUGAGAGUUUGGCAUGACGACCACCAGUGUCCAGGGUGAUGGCAGACAAUGAUGCGAUUCCGCUUGGAUUCGUGGUGGUUUGGAGUUCCACUCCUUGUUCGAGGGCCUUUGAUCAACUUGCCCGUGGUCCUGGCCACGGAUUACCCACCAAUCCAAGUGGUCUGCAUUGCGAUGAUUCUGACCACUACGAUGGUCAUGCAGAUGCUUGCCUGGCCUUGGAAGGUCCCUCUGCUGAACGUGACGGACUGCAUCAUCUCCUUCUGCAUUGUUUUGACCGUGACCACCUCCACUUUGUACCUCAACAAAAUUGAUCCUGCAAUGUAUGGUUUCGCCAGUGGAGUCAGCACAGCCAUGCUCAGUGGAAUUUUUGGUGCUAUCAGCAUCAUGGUCUGUAUGACCGUCAGUGCGCUCAUCUACCGCAGUGCUAUGGGCGGACAGAAGGAGCUGAGGAUGUUCAACCUGGGUCGCGUUCCGAAUUCCGAGGAACUUUCCAAGAAGGUCAAGGAAAUGGCGAUGAUGUUGGAGAAGAGCGACACAGGGGACAUAGCAUCGAAGCUCGCAGCCUUGUCGGUCUUCGACACCCAGAAGAUCACCACCUGCGUCACUCUCUUGGCUACAGAGGUUGCGCCGCCGCUUGAAGAUGCACGAUCCUUCAAGUUCAACAAGCGCAUUGCGUCCUCUUCCUUCGACCCCGCCUUGAAGAGGAAGCCCCAAUCCCUCAGGCUCACAAGGCAGAAGAAGGAGGCUGAGCAACCCGUCGAGAGCAAUGAAAUGGUCGAAAUCGCGCCGGCGAUGCAGCAAGCCGAGAAUGUGGAGAAGGAUGUUGUCCACAAGAGCGAAUGGAUUUAAGCUCUGCGUGUUGUGACCCAGUGUUUGAUCCGUCCGACAUUGUGAUUCCUGCCGCGAGCCAUCUGGGCUGGCAGGCCACAGCAACAUGUAAAAUGUAACAUGUUGUGCUGGGCGGUUAUUUUUUAAAACUCUUUGUUUGCUUUCCCGCGUUUUUCACCUGCACUCAGCUUGACACUGUUCCUAC